Messenger RNA from Durio zibethinus, 1963 nucleotides. Its product is annotated as WRKY transcription factor 6-like. The record is from RefSeq and is a predicted model, not a curated record. Gene Ontology annotation, molecular function: sequence-specific DNA binding; DNA-binding transcription factor activity. Gene Ontology annotation, biological process: regulation of DNA-templated transcription. Lineage: Eukaryota; Viridiplantae; Streptophyta; Magnoliopsida; Malvales; Malvaceae.
CUUUUUAAAUGCCGAGUCCAUUGCCAAUUGCCACACUUCAAAACUUAAUUCUACUACUGCCCCCAUUUCUUUCUCUCAUUUUAUGGACAAAGGAGCAAGACUCUCCUUUGAUGCUGCUGAUGCAACUGCUACUGCUUGCUUCCAUCUCAAGCAAUCCCUUUUCGGUAUCGAACCUUUUGGAAAAUCCUAUAAAACCUUUGCCUGGAAACAAGCUUUCAUGGACCCUGUUGAUAAUCAACAUGUUUCUGAUCUGGUUCAAGAUGGGAAACGAGUAGUCAAUGAGAUGGACUUCUUCGCCAGGGAUCAUCGAUCUUCAAAAGAACAAGUUGAGGCUGAUGAUGUGAAGAUAGAAAGUGAACAUCAUGGAUUGGUGCAAGGGAAUAAUGAACCAGCAGCUGAUGUAAAUACUGGUUUAAAUCUUUUGACAACUAGUACUGCAAGUGAGAAACCAGUUUCUGAUGAUAGAACAUCACAGAAUCUGAAAGAGAAACAAAGAGCAAAUCAGUUAGCAGAUAUUCGAGCUGAAUUGGAACGAAUAAAUGCAGAAAAUCAACGUCUGAGAGUUACUCUUAAUCAGGUGAAUAGUAACUACUGUGCUUUACAGAUGCAUCUUGUUUCACUGAUGCAACGACAACAAAAUCAAAGUGCUGAAAGUUCAGAAGCUACUAAGUUGAAUAGACCAAUGGAAGAGAAAAGGCAUGGAGAAGCUAUUGUUGCAAGGCAAUUUAUGGAUCUGGGUCAAGCUGCAAAGGCUAAAAAUGAUGAGCUUUCAGAAUCUUCUUCAGAGGGUAGAUUCCAGGAGUUGUCAGGAUCGCCGGGGAACACCAUUGUUGAGUCUAUGGAAAGAAGACAAAAGAACAGUACUAGUAGAAAUGAAACAGUCCCAAGUGAUUCAAGCAGGAAAGAUUUAAUGGACCCAGGAAGAAAUCAGAGAGAAGAUACCCCUGAAGGCCGACCUCAUCCAGGAUGGUUCUCUAACAAAGUUCCCAAGUUCAAUAGCUCAAGGGAUGUUGAACAAGCACAAGAGACAAUGGCCAUGAUUAGAAAAGCUCGUGUCUCGGUUCGAGCUCGAUCUGAGGCGUCAAUGAUUUCUGAUGGUUGUCAAUGGAGAAAAUAUGGGCAGAAGAUAGCAAAAGGAAACCCUUGCCCUCGAGCCUACUACCGUUGCACCAUGGCUACUGGCUGUCCAGUUCGCAAACAAGUGCAAAGGUGUGCAGAUGAUCGAACUAUCCUUAUCACAACUUAUGAAGGAAACCAUAACCAUCCACUCCCACCAGCUGCCAUGGCAAUGGCAUCAACAACUUCAGCAGCAGCAUCGAUGCUACUUUCUGGAUCAAUGAAUAGCGCAGAUGGGAUAAUGAACUCGAAUAUCCUCCCAAAAGGAAUGUUCCCAGCUUGCUCACCAAAUUUGGUCACCCUUUCAGCUUCAGCUCCAUUUCCAACUGUUACAUUGGACCUCACUUACACCCCCAAUCAAAGGCCAUUGAACCAGGUUCAUCCAAAUUGGCCUCAUAACAUUUCAAGUUUGCCUCAUCUGCUUGGCCACCCCAUUUACAACCAACCAAAACUUUUAGGCCUUCUUAGCUCUCAGGGAAUUGAACAUAACCAUUUAGCUCAAAACCAAACGCGGGCACAUUCCAUGGCUGAUACUGCCGCCACAGCUGCCGCCAUCACAGCUGAUCCCAACUUCACUGCAGCUCUAAUGGCAGCCAUUACUUCCAUCAUCAGCAAUUCACAUCGAGACAACAGUGGUAAUAAUAAUAACGACAGCACAACUUCAAGGGACACUGAAGACAACAAUACUUAAGAAAAAAAAACAUUGUGUAAGAAAACUAAUGCCUUAAAUUUGCAGUUUGUAACUUUUUUUUCCUUAGAAAAUUAAGUGGUCGGGUUUUUUCAUAUCUUCUAGGGUUUUAUGUUACUACAUGUAUCUUGGUUCAUGCUAAGGCUGUCAAGAUUUAAU